Messenger RNA from Teleopsis dalmanni, 1061 nucleotides. It is a transcript of the gene Cpr47Ea, whose product is annotated as endocuticle structural glycoprotein SgAbd-2. Gene Ontology annotation, molecular function: structural constituent of chitin-based larval cuticle. The transcript is spliced from 4 exons. Gene Ontology annotation, cellular component: chitin-based extracellular matrix. Lineage: Eukaryota; Metazoa; Arthropoda; Insecta; Diptera; Diopsidae. The record is from RefSeq and is a predicted model, not a curated record. The coding region runs from base 197 to 598 and encodes 133 amino acids.
UUGCAUCAAAACAUUUUUGACGAGCCUUCAAGCGAAGACGAUCUCAAGUAAUAACGCGUGUAACUUGUACUGUGUUUAUCGUGUCCUUUGAAAUAACUACGUUUUUUAUUUCAUUUAAAAUUCCAGUGAUAUUUUCGUAUUGAAAAUAUCCUAUUUGUUAUCACUUCGAAAUUAAACAAAUCUUAAAAAGUAAAACAUGAAGACUUCAUCAUUCGCUUCGACUGCCUUUACUUUAGCUGUUCUCUGCUGUUUCGGUGUAGUUCUGGCUCAACGUGGCAUUCCUAUACCACAAGGUGGACGCACUUUUGAGGCUAAUGCUGUGAUACUUAAACAAGGCUUUGAUUUGAAUCCAGAUGGCUCAUAUAACUAUAAUUAUGAAACAAGCAACGGAAUCCGGGCUGAUGAAGCAGGUUUUCUGAAAAAUCCUGGUUCUCAACUUGAAGCACAGGUCAUGCAAGGCUCGUAUUCUUACACUGGUCCAGAUGGUGUUGUCUAUACCAUAAACUAUAUUGCUGAUGAAAAUGGUUACCGCGCAGAAGGUGCUCACAUACCAACACCUCCACCAGCAAGAGCACCUGGUGGUCGCUUCUUUAAGUAAACUAUUAAUUUGGCUUUAAAAAUUGCAAAGGAUACAACACUUUCAGCAAAAUUCAUCAGCACUAGAUUAAACGGCAAGUUAGCAAUCAUAGGUACAGCAGGCAAAAAAUCAAUUCAAAAUGUGGCAACAUCUUUUCUAUUAUUUCAAUUUAAGUGUUUUCUAAGGAGAAAAUAGCAAAAUAUACCAGCGUUAACAAUAAUGAAGUUCUAAUAUAAUCAAAGGACUAACCUUAUAUUUAUUAUUUUUACAUAAUGUUUAUUAUUUUAUUAAGAAAGUGCUCACUCGUUUUCACUCCCUCCUUCUAAUCAUAUCUAUGUCAUGGGUUUCUAUAUUUUCAAUAAGGUUUCUUUUCUAUUUUCACAAAUAUCUUCAUGAAAACCGCUCUACGUGUUACUGUCCAUCGCACUUUUCUAUCUAUUAAAUAAUUUUAACUAAAACUGUUUUAAGUGAAAACUGUAAUUUU